CUAAACCUGCUCUAACCUUUAUUGUGCGUUUGAUGUGCAGCGUUGGCCUGAAGAUCUCUUUGUGUGGAAACCAUCAGCUGAAGCAGAAAGACGUCUUCCUUCAACUCAACUCCAGAAUCAUCAUGUCGAGGUCAGGUGGAUACAGCAGCAGGUCCAUGGUCUCUGGCUCUAUGAGCAAUGCUCGAAUGUCCUCUGGCUGGUCCAUGUAUGGCGGCGGCGGCGGCGGCGGCGGCGGCGGCGGUGGUUCUUCAGGUGGUGGCUAUGGCUUCAGCUAUGGAGCAGGUGGUGGAGCAGGUGGAUUUGGUGGUGGUGGUGGUGGUGACAUGGACAUCUCCACCAACGAGAAGGCCACCAUGCAGAACCUGAACGACCGUCUGGCCACCUACCUGGAGAAAGUCCGCAAGCUGGAGGCGGCCAACGCUGAGCUGGAGCUGAAGAUCCGACAGUUCAUGGAGAGCAAGGUCUCACCAUCCUCCCGAGACUACAGCGCCUACUACGCCACCAUCGCAGAACUGCAGGAAAAGAUCCAGGCGGCAACCAAAAUCAACGGUGGCAUCUACCUGUCCAUCGACAACGCCAAGCUGGCCGCCGACGACUUCAGGCUCAAGUACGAGAACGAGCUGGCUAUGCGUCAGUCGGUGGAGGCUGAUAUCGCCGGGCUGAGGCGAGUCCUGGAUGAGCUGACGAUGUCCAGAACCGACCUGGAGAUGCAGAUCGAGGGCCUGAGGGAGGAGCUGAUCUUCCUCAAGAAGAACCACGAGGAGGAGCUGAUGUCUGCGCAAGCGUCGAUGAGCGGCCAGGUGAACGUGGAGGUGGACGCCGCUCCUCAGCAGGACCUCACCAGGGUCAUGGAGGAGAUUAGGGAGCACUACGAGGCCAAUGCCGCCAAGAACCGCAAAGAACUGGAGAUAUGGUUCCAGUCGAAGGUAGAAUCUCUGAACAAAGACAUCGCUGCCAGCACAGAUACCAUUCAGACGUCCAAGUCCGAGAUCACAGAUCUCAAACGAAUGCUGCAGAGUCUGGAGAUCGAGCUGCAGUCGCAGCUCAGCAUGAAAGCCGGGCUGGAGGGAACCUUGUCUGAGACGCAGAGCCGCUACUCGAUGCAGCUGGUUUGCUUCCAGAACCAGGUGACCAUGCUGGAGGGGCAGCUGGUGCAGCUGAAUGCCGACAUGGGGCGGCAGUCCCAGGAGUACCAGGUGCUGCUGGACAUCAAGACCAGACUGGAGAUGGAGAUCGCCGAGUACAGGAGGCUGCUGGACGGAGAGGGCGGCGGCAGCGGCUCCGGUUCCGGCUCCGGCUCCGGCUUCGGCUCUGGCUCCGGCUCCGGGUCAUCCUCCAGCACCAUGACCUCCACCACCGCCACCACAGUUGCCACUCCCCCAAAGAGCACCAUCAAGACCAGAACCAUCAUGGUCACAGAGGAGGUGGUGGAUGGGCAGGUGGUGAGCACCACAGAAACCGUUUGCGAGGACUAGAGGGCACCAACAGGGGGCGCUCACCAACAGGGGGCGCUCUCCCUGCUCCCACACAGACAUAAAGGUUUAAAGGUCUUCAUUAAAGUCUGUGAGGUGCUUCAAAAUAAA
Paralichthys olivaceus (Japanese flounder) is the source of this 1583-nucleotide messenger RNA. RefSeq names its product keratin, type I cytoskeletal 13-like. NCBI's taxonomy places the organism in Eukaryota, Metazoa, Chordata, Actinopteri, Pleuronectiformes, Paralichthyidae. The record is from RefSeq and is a predicted model, not a curated record. Gene Ontology annotation, cellular component: cytoskeleton. Gene Ontology annotation, molecular function: structural molecule activity.